This is a messenger RNA of Cheilinus undulatus (humphead wrasse), 2565 nucleotides long. RefSeq names its product solute carrier family 25 member 37 (gene slc25a37). The transcript has 4 exons. Gene Ontology annotation, biological process: iron import into the mitochondrion. Gene Ontology annotation, molecular function: ferrous iron transmembrane transporter activity. The coding region runs from base 93 to 1103 and encodes 336 amino acids. The record is from RefSeq and is a predicted model, not a curated record. Gene Ontology annotation, cellular component: mitochondrial membrane. Lineage: Eukaryota; Metazoa; Chordata; Actinopteri; Labriformes; Labridae.
AGUAUGAUGGUGUUGUGGUUGUCCAUGCCGCCCAUACCUAACUCCCUGAGCGUUAUCUUACACAGAAGACCAUCAGGGAGAGCUCACCACGCAUGGAGUUGAGCUCGGAGCCUGUGGUGGUAACACUGGAGAUGUCGCAGACUGAAAGCAAAGACGAUGAAGCUUUUGACGGCGUCGGAGACUACGAGAGCUUGCCACCUCAUGUCUCAGUGACGACCCACAUGACAGCAGGAGCCGUGGCUGGCAUACUGGAGCACACGGUGAUGUACCCCGUGGACUCUGUCAAGACGAGGAUGCAGAGCCUGCAGCCAGACCCAAACGCGCAGUAUCGGAGCGUGUAUGAGGCUCUGAAAAGGAUCAUCCGCACAGAGGGGGUUUUCAGACCGCUGAGGGGCCUCAACAUCACCAUGAUGGGUGCAGGACCGGCACAUGCACUCUACUUCGCCUGCUAUGAGCGGGUCAAACGCUCCCUGAGCGACGUCAUUCAGAGUGGAGGCAACAGCCAUUUAGCCAACGGUGUGGCUGGAAGUGUGGCCACUGUUCUCCAUGAUGCAGUCAUGAACCCAGCAGAAGUUAUAAAGCAGAGGAUGCAGAUGUACAACUCUCCAUAUCGAGGGCUUAUGGACUGUGUUCGAACGGUAACGCGUACUGAGGGUGUCGGAGCGUUCUACCGCAGCUACAGCACACAGCUGACCAUGAACAUCCCUUUCCAGGCCGUUCACUUCAUCACCUACGAGCUGAUGCAGGAACAGCUGAAUCCUCACAGACACUAUCAUCCAGGCAGCCACAUCAUAUCCGGAGCGGCUGCUGGAGCUGUUUCUGCUGCCAUAACCACUCCUCUUGACGUGUGUAAAACUCUGCUCAACACACAGGAGAACGUAGCGCUCAGCUCCAUGAACAUCAGCGGACACCUAACGGGAAUGGCCAACGCCUUCAGAACUGUGUACCGACUCGGCGGCUUUGCUGCCUUCUUUAAAGGAGUCCAAGCAAGGGUUAUUUACCAGAUGCCCUCCACUGCCAUCGCCUGGUCUGUGUACGAGUUCUUCAAGUACUUCCUGACUAAGCAGCAGCUGGAUUCGGAGGCAGGGCCUGGACCCAUGUAAUGGAAAGUGUGCUGCAGAAACCUCCACUUAAACAUGAACUGAUGAGGAAGUAACAUCAGUUCAUUUCUCACAGGGAGGUUGUCUCGGUGGAAACUGUGGCAUUCCUUAUUGUUCUCUUAUGUCUGUGUGUGCUAAGAAGUUGCACAACUUUCAAGGAUAUGCAGCAGAUAGUUAGUCCUAAAAGAAGAGUCAACGAUGAAGGAUUUAAUCAUCUUUUUUAAGCUUCUCCUCUUCCUUCAUUCCACAAACACAUCAACUCUCCAAAUUCAGUUUUUCUGUUUUCACUAUAAUUAAGUUUCGUGAAUGAUGUUUGUAGUUCUUAAUAGUGGAACUUUUUAUUUAUUUUGUUAGCUUUUGCAAGGCUUGCAUUUUAUGGAUGCAGAAGACCCACAAUGCUGUUUGUUUGUUUUAUUUCAUUGUGUAUUUAUGAAAAAGAAAUCAUUGCAACACAUUCCUUUCGUUCUCUCCAAGGCCAGCGGAACUCUGUCCUUCCAAGUGCCUCCUAAAUAUUCAUUGCUGCUUUAUUUCCUCUUCUGCUCGCUUGUUUUUGACAGAGAAAUCUUUUAUUCCUAUAUUCUGUUUUUGCUGUUCACUCUUUAAGUUCUUAGUGGUCACGUUUAAGUGCUGUUUUAAAGUACAAUCUCUGCACUAAAUGGUCAAAAGUAUGCUGCAACUAUUUUUUGAUACAGUUUUUUUGCUUUAAGUACAAAGUCCCAUGUUUGUCUUCUUUUGAGGCAAAAUGUCACUCCUGGUAUCAAGAUGUGUGGUUGGUAAUAGUUCUAUUAUUUGCCUUGUUAAACCGAGCACUACCAUGCUUCUGAAUCACGCACAAUGUUCUUAUUUAAAGAAAACUGUCACAAAAGAGGGCAGCUUGUUUAUGUAUUCAAAAGAUGAAUAUAUAUAUUUUAAAACCUUCAUGAUGUAGACCCAAAGGUGGAUCAACAAAGGCUGUUACUUGACAUGAUAGCAGUGUGAGCUAUUGAGUGGCCUGUUUUGUUUGUGUCAUGUGACCUUGAGGUCAUAGUUUGUAUAUAAAGUAUUUUCAGAGUAUAAGAUGUGUAAAUACAAAUAUUCUGUGUUCCAAAAUGUAGAUCAUUUGUUUUUUUUUAUUAUUAUUUUGAUACUUUAUUACCCUGAGAUCAAACCAUCAUUGAAGCAGCCUUUUUCUCAUCCUGUUCUCCUUCCGUAUUUCCUGUCUCUAUUUUCCAUUCACUAAUCAAGACAUUCCUCCAGAUACUGAUGUCAUUUAACAAGCAGCUGCAUUUAUUUGCUUUUAAUUUUUUUUUUUCCUUUGUUAAAGUUCACAGAGUUCAUUAGGCCAUCCUUCUCAGAAACUACUUUAAAAAGGAUUCAUAAUGCCUGCACAGCUGAGUAACUGUUUUUAUACCAAAGACACAUGUCACGUGCUAUGCAGCCUGCAUUUAACCUGUUAUUGUCACACUAUAAAUGCUCAUAGCUUUAA